AUGGCCGAGACUCCAUCUCAGUCGCCGCCGCCGCCGUCUCGUUCCGUCUCCGAAACGGAAACCGUGACGGAGGAGGCGCCGCAGGAGUACUGGUGCUACCACUGCGACAAGCGCGUCUCCGUCGAGACCGUCGCUAAUCUCCCGGACAUCGUUUGCCACGACUGCAAGAACGGCUUCGUCGAAUCCAUUCCCCGCACGGAUCCUCCUCCUCCUUCGCAGCCGUCCGAUCAGGCCAACGAUCCUUACGGAUCUCCGUUCCUCCAGGUGCUCCGGCUGAUCGCGCAGGCGGCGCGUGACGAGGACGCGCCGCCGCCGCCGCCUCAGAACCCCCCUACCUCGGAGGAGGAUUUCCUCAGGAUUGAGCUUGACGGCUGGGACAACGACGAGGACGAGGACGAGGACGCGCACAGCGUCGAGUUUCACAACGGAGGCGGCGUGGAAAACGAGGAGGCGGAAGUGGAGGAGGAAGAUGAGGAGGACAGAUCGGAUCGCGAGGAGGACGAGAAUGAAGAGCGUGACGAAGAGGACCUGAGACGACGUCGUCGCGAUGUGCUCCGCCUCCGCAUCAGAGACUUCGCGACGCGGGCCCGGAGCGGGAGGAACCAGAUUCUGGACUGGGCCGAGAUCUUGAUGGGCCUGGAGGACAACUCCAUCGAGUUACGGUUCGAGAUGCCGGAAUCGGAUCGUUACGUAGGCAAUCCUGAGGAUUACGUCGACGCAGCUGGCUAUGAAGCUUUGCUUCAGACCCUGGCGGAGAGCGAUGGCAGUGGAAGGAGAGGAGCUCCACCGGCUUCCAAAGCCGCCGUAUCGCAAUUACAAGCUGUGGAUGAGGCUGGGGUGUGUGCCAUAUGCAAGGAUAUGGUCAAUGUUGAUGAAAUGUCAAAGAAGCUGCCGUGUGGGCAUGGAUAUCAUGGUGACUGCAUUGUGCCGUGGCUGAGCUCUAGGAAUUCGUGCCCUGUUUGCCGGUUUGAGCUGCCCACCGAUGAUCCUGAAUACGAGGAGGAGAGGAAGAAGCAUGCUGUCAAUGUGAGUGCCGGAGCUUCGGGCUCUGGUGGAGCUAAUUCAGUCUCUGGCUGAAACGAAUUGGAACCGGUGGUUUCUUCAAUUUAUCAAUGUGAAACUGCGAAUAUCUUUGCUGAGUGAUACUACAACCUGAUAGUUCUGGUUGUUAUUUUGUUUCUGCUAUCUGGUUAUCUACAUCAGGUUGUUAUUUUGUUUCUGCUAUCUGGUUAUCUACUUAUGUAGUUAUGUAUACCUCUUUUAUCUAUGUAUACCAUGUCUUCUGAAUUUCAAUGGGAGUGAAAACUCCUACAACACUUCUCAUGAUCAAUCACAUCAUCUUUUAGAGGUGCAUUUUCAAGC
Fragaria vesca subsp. vesca is the source of this 1362-nucleotide messenger RNA. RefSeq names its product E3 ubiquitin-protein ligase CIP8-like. Gene Ontology annotation, biological process: protein ubiquitination. The transcript has 2 exons. Bases 1 to 1077 code for a protein of 358 amino acids. Gene Ontology annotation, cellular component: cytoplasm. The record is from RefSeq and is a predicted model, not a curated record. NCBI's taxonomy places the organism in Eukaryota, Viridiplantae, Streptophyta, Magnoliopsida, Rosales, Rosaceae. Gene Ontology annotation, molecular function: ubiquitin protein ligase activity.